AUGAGUUGGCUGAAGGCGAUAGAGAAGGUGUGCGCUCGGGUCGCAGUGGGUCCCGCCGCACAGACUUCUCUCGUUUCAAGCUUCGCUGUGGCCGGCCGCCUUGUGCCAGCGGUGAAUAGGGACGGAUGGCAACAGAAACAACAAGAAAAAGAUGAAGAACACACACCGGCGACAAGGGAGGCAGAACCGUCAACGGCUGCGCUUCAUGGCGUCAGCGACACGUGGAGUAGUGCCCUGGCGGUCAUUAGGUUCUCUCAAUCCGGCCCACAACGUGACAUUGCGUGGCAGAUGCACCACCUUCCACUCCCCCUUGCGGCGCAGUGUGUGGCAAUUCUGUUUGAGGCCGGACAAUUUGCAAUGGGAGUGGAAUUCAUGCACUCAUGGCAGCAUCCGGAGGCAAGGGACACAAUCCGCGCAAAGUCACGGGCAACGAAU
Messenger RNA from Trypanosoma cruzi, 435 nucleotides. RefSeq lists its product as uncharacterized. The annotation marks the transcript as partial. NCBI's taxonomy places the organism in Eukaryota, Euglenozoa, Kinetoplastea, Trypanosomatida, Trypanosomatidae. The transcript has a single exon. The record is from RefSeq and is a predicted model, not a curated record.